Prorocentrum cordatum is the source of this 1167-nucleotide messenger RNA. Lineage: Eukaryota; Dinophyceae; Prorocentrales; Prorocentraceae. The record is from the annotation of a GenBank genome assembly.
AUGUCGGCUGUAAAAUCCUCCGUCGCAGCGGCCAUUCGAUUCGUUCUGUCAGUUCACGGUUUGAUCGUCGUGACGGGUCGCAUGGCCUCCGAUGUGCAGUUGAUCCAGGCACGCGUCGUGGACCAGCACAGCCCAAGCUUGCCACCAGACAUAAUAUUUGGAGGACAAGGCAGUGGCACCAAGCGCGCCGAUGUCGUCGGGUGUGUCGACGACGAUGAGGGCGCCGUCAGAUUUGCAAAUCAUUACGCCCGGUCAAACGAUGUCGGCGGUUGCGCGGAUGUCGGCCCGCAUUGUGAGAAAGGGAAUUUCACCAGCAAGCUUCACGAGCUGUGUUGCGCUACGUGCAGUGACGUCGUGAAGGAAAAUCCGCAUCUGCACAAGUGCACAGACCAUUCCUCGUGUUGGAGCGGGGCGUUCUGUUACGAUGGCGUGUGCGACAGCUGCAGCCACUGCGAAUUCUGCUCCGAUGCGGCGUACGCAGACGAGCGUGGGCAUUGUGGGCCAGGGUUUCCUACGCAGGAGUCAGAACCUUGUCAUUCACAGGUUACCUAUGGACCACUCUAUGUCGUGCAUGCGUGGGCCAACCUGUCCUCUGAGGAGGAGCUGGUGCAUCUUGAAAAGAUGUUUGGCGACCUCGACAAGGACGCAUCCUCGACCCUCGACGUGGACGAGCUCAUCGGCACUUUGAUUGGACAGGACCUCGUCGCGCUCGAGGCCGCCAUGGGCACGCUGCACGUCGACCUGGACAGCGUGAAGCUUCCCAGGGGCUCGGUGCAGGAAUUUGUGGAGAAGCACAGCAAGACUGGCUCCGCGUUCCUGACCCUCGGCGAGUGGCUCGGCGCGAGGGUGCCGCCGGCAUCUGAUGGCCGGGCCGUCGCGCCGGUCGCGACGAGCAGCUCGUGUUCUUUGUCGACGAUCGUCUCUGUUUCAAGCACAUGCACCGUCUCGCAGGCCGCGGAGACCUGCGGGUCCGUAUGCGCCAACGCCUGCAACUCCUGCCGGAGGGUGGCAGCGCACCCGAACUCGAGCUCCGUGGCGCGGGCGCCUCAGGAGCUCGAGAAGUGGUGGUGGUAUUAUUAUUACGACGACACGCGCCGUAGGCGUCGUUGGGUUGACGUCAUCACAGAUGUUGUAGAUGAUGUUGUCUGCACAGUGUCUUGUACAUAG